Messenger RNA from Didymodactylos carnosus, 1770 nucleotides. The record is from the annotation of a GenBank genome assembly. Lineage: Eukaryota; Metazoa; Rotifera; Eurotatoria; Philodinida; Philodinidae.
AUGAAAUUUAUAUAUCCGCAACGAAUUCUAUUGAAAUUUCAAGUAUACCGACAAAUUGCGUAUUCGUACAGCACGCUAACGUCACAAUCAGAACAGAAAAACACAGCAGAUAUCGGGAUAGAAACCAAUCAUGUAUCAAACAACCUAGCAUAUUCUCAUGGCCCGAGUCUUAUUCCAUUGUUAGGUGAAACAAUUGGUGAAAAUCUUCGUAAAACCGUUGAAAAGUAUUCUAGUAAUGAUGCAUUGAUCGCUUUUUCUUCUAACUAUAAAUUAACGUAUCAGCAAUUAUGGGAUCAAAUCACAAGGCUAUCAAAAGGUCUAAUACACAUGGGUAUUCGGAAAGGUGAUCGUGUAGGCAUGUGGUCACCAAAUCGAUUUGAAUGGAUUAUUGUUCAGUUUGCCACGGCUCGUAUUGGUGCAAUACUUGUUAAUAUUAAUCCAUCAUAUCGAAUUCAUGAAUUGGAAUAUGUGUUAAAUCAUGCACAAGUAAAAUUGAUUAUAGCAGCAAAACAUUUCAAAACAAGUGAUUACGAACAAUUAUUGUAUACAGUACAUCCAAAUUGUUUGAGUUUAGAAAAAAUAAUUAUUAUUGAAAAUGAUUGGCAUCAUUUGAUGACAUGUGGAAUAACGACGAUUUCUGAUCGAGAGCUUGAUGAAAUAGAAGCAAAACUUCAAUUUGAUGAUCCUAUUAAUAUUCAAUAUACUUCUGGAACUACUGGAAAGCCAAAAGGUGUUACAUUAUCACAUCAUAACUUGUUAAAUAAUGCUUAUUUUGGAGCAAAAAGAUUGAGAUAUACCGCAAAUGAUCGUAUUUGUGUUCCCGUCCCAUUUUACCAUUGCUUUGGAAUGAUUAUCGGAAAUCUAGCUUCGGCAACAUGUGGUGCAUGUAUCGUGAUACCAUCAGAAGCAUUCGAUCCUGAACAAGUAAUGAAAUGUGUUAGUCAAGAAAAGUGUACAUCGCUUUAUGGCGUACCAACAAUGUUUAUUGCACAAUUAGAUCAUCCUAAUUUCAAAAAAUAUGAUUUUAAUUCGUUGAGAACAGGUGUUAUGGCUGGUACUAUUUGUCCAGUGGAAACAAUGAAACAGGUACAACAACAAAUGAAUAUGAAAGAAGUUGGUAUUUGUUAUGGAAUGACAGAGACAUCACCCGUCUCAGUACAAACAUUUCACGACGAUUCACUUGAAAAACGGGUAACAACAGUUGGAAAAGCAUUCGAUCAUGUUGAAAUAAAAAUUGUAAAUCCUAACACAAACGAAACUGUUCGACGAAAUGAAACAGGCGAACUGUUGACAAGAGGUUAUCAUGUAAUGCUUGGUUAUUGGAAUGACAGAUCAGCUACAGAAAAAACAAUCGAUCAAGCACGAUGGUUAAAAACUGGUGAUUCAGCGAUUAUGGAUGAUGAAGGUUAUAUUCGUAUAGUUGGACGAAUUAAAGAUUUAAUUAUACGUGGCGGUGAAAAUAUUUAUCCAAUAGAAAUUGAAAACUUUUUAUAUAGACAUCCGGCAGUGAGUGAUGUACAAAUAAUUGGUAUACCAAGUAGAAAAUAUGGUGAAGAAGUUAUGGCUUGGGUACGAUUAAAAUCAGAAGUAGGAGAAAUUAGUGAUAAGGAUCUAAUUGAAUUUUGUUCAAAUCAAAUUUCACAUUAUAAAAUACCAAAAUAUUGGAAAUUUGUUCAAGAUUUUCCUCAAACAAUUUCGGGAAAAAUACGAAAAGUAGAAAUGAGAGAAAUAUCUAUUCAAGAAUUAAAUUUGAAAAAUGAGAAGAAUUAA